Armigeres subalbatus is the source of this 1009-nucleotide messenger RNA. It is a transcript of the gene Clp, whose product is annotated as cleavage and polyadenylation specificity factor subunit 4. Lineage: Eukaryota; Metazoa; Arthropoda; Insecta; Diptera; Culicidae. The coding region runs from base 103 to 975 and encodes 290 amino acids. Gene Ontology annotation, molecular function: RNA binding; zinc ion binding. The record is from RefSeq and is a predicted model, not a curated record. The transcript is spliced from 4 exons.
GUUUUGACAGCUUUUGACUUUUGUUUGAUCACGUUAACAAGAACAAACCCAAGCUUGUACCUAAACAAUAAUCAUCAAAAUUUUAUUCGAUUCCUUUUAAAAAUGGAUUUUCUAAUAGCUAAUGUGGAAAAUGUAGUGUUUAAAAUAGAAAAGGAUCUAAACGAACAAUUUGGAGCACUUCCACUACCGUUUCCGGGCAUGGAUAAAUCGACCGCUGCAGUAUGUUUAUUUUUCAAUGCCACCGAUGGAACCGAGUGCGACAAAGGAGCAGCUUGUCCGUUUCGCCACAUCCGUGGCGAUCGUACUAUAGUGUGCAAGCAUUGGCUGCGCGGUCUGUGUAAGAAAGGAGACCAGUGCGAAUUCUUACACGAAUAUGACAUGACUAAGAUGCCGGAAUGUUACUUUUACUCUCGAUUCAAUGCUUGUCACAAUAAGGAGUGUCCUUUCCUGCAUAUAGAUCCGGAAAGUAAGAUUAAAGAUUGUCCCUGGUACGAUCGCGGAUUUUGUCGUCACGGGCCAAGUUGUCGGCAUCGGCACGUGAGGAGAGUGUUGUGUAAUUUCUACCUAGCCGGAUUUUGCCCGGAUGGAGCGUCUUGUAAAUUUAUGCACCCGCGAUUCGAGCUCCCGCCACCACCGGAAUCUAAAGACCAGCUGCCCAAACGCCCUCCGACGUGCCAUUAUUGCGGAGAACCUGGACACAAAGCCUGUUACUGUCCUAAGAUGCCUCAAGAGCAACGUGAAGCAACACUGCGGAUGGAAGAAGCAAGAUAUCGUUCGCUUGGUUAUUUCAAACAUCGCCAGAAUUUGGACAGCUCCAACCAAAGUUUAGAGGAGGGAGUUGUGUUGCCGCAAAAACCGCCUCCCAGACCUCUUGAAGAGAUUACGUGUUUCAAAUGCGGAAACAAGGGUCAUUACGCUAACAAGUGUACGAAAGGACAUCUAGCGUUUUUGUCAAACAAUGCUGUUCGGAAAUGAAAAUAUUACUUGCAACAUAAAUGGAUGAAAAUUA